This is a messenger RNA of Haliotis rubra (blacklip abalone), 3616 nucleotides long. RefSeq names its product NFX1-type zinc finger-containing protein 1-like. NCBI's taxonomy places the organism in Eukaryota, Metazoa, Mollusca, Gastropoda, Lepetellida, Haliotidae. The transcript has 3 exons. Gene Ontology annotation, biological process: regulatory ncRNA-mediated heterochromatin formation. The record is from RefSeq and is a predicted model, not a curated record. Gene Ontology annotation, molecular function: helicase activity. Gene Ontology annotation, cellular component: nuclear RNA-directed RNA polymerase complex. Bases 677 to 3037 code for a protein of 786 amino acids.
GAAAUUUACUCCCGAUAACAAAGACUCACCAAACCUUACAUAUGACCAGAUGUGAGUUGAUAUGAGCAACAGACUGGAACAUUUCGUGCUGCAGGUUCACAGGAGGAACGGGAGGUGAUGGAGACGGAAGGACGGCUGAGGAUAUUACAUUUUGUGGAAGAUGUGUCGCGCACAACCAGAUACAGAAGGCGGCGAAACAAUUGAAAAGAAAAACGAUCGUGAUCAAAGUGUCAGAAGAGAAGCAGGCGAUUUGAACGGAAGAAUCAGAGAGUUUGACAGAACAGACAUUUGGAAAGAUCGGCGUUCUGGUGAAGCAGAUAUCCAACGUCAUGCUGAUUUCAAAGACUUGAAAUUGCACGGAGAUGAAUACACAGGCGUGGAGAGAAUAGUAUACAAGAGGCUGAGCAAUUGGAGAGACAGAGAUUCUCGUAGUAUAGACAGCAAUCAGAAUGAAGGUUUCAAGGAAGCUCCUUCAGACAGAAACACAGGCCAAGAGGGAGUCGAUUCCUUCAGGACAGACAAUUGGAGAGUUCGGGCGCCCAGGCCUCCCAUAUUAAACAAGAUGUAGGUUUCAAAAAGUUUGACAGGCUCACAGAUCGAAACCAAGGCCCAGCUGAUUCUACAAAAACAGGCAACUGGAGGGAUCGGUGUCCUGAGGGAACAGAUAUCAAGCAGCAUGUUGGCUUUAAAGCCCGGAAAAAACUCAGAUGGAAACAGCCAACAAUGCCAAGUUGAUUCUACAAGAACAGGCAACUGGAGAGAUCGGGGUUCUGAGGGACCAAAUAACAAGCAGCAUAUAUGCUUGAAAGCGCGAGAAGUAAAUUCAGAUGGAACCAGCCAACAAUGCUCAGUUGAUUCGUCGAGAACAAGUAAUUGGCGUGAUCGGUGUCCUGAGGGACCAAAUAUCAAGCAGCAUGUAGGAUUCAAAACACGAGAAGUACACUCAGGUGGACAAGCAAGACAAUACACAACUGAUUCUACAAGAACAGGCAACUGGAGAGAUCGAUGUUCUGAGGGAGCAGAUAUCAAACGGGAAGUUCACACAGAUAGAGAAACAGGACAGCAUGGAAGAAUUGUGAAAGGAACAGGUACACAAAGAUAUGAAAACUCCCGUGGCCUGGUUUUGUCCCAGCUCGAAGAACUGAAAAAUAAGGAUCCUUCUACUAUUCUGUUCACACUGAAUUCAAGAAUACAUAGUUUGAUGGAUCAACAUACUCUUCCACCCAAUGCUGUGUAUACAUUUGUAAGUCUCAUAGCACAGGGCAUCCAAUGCAAAACUGAGUCCAGCAAUGUCAGCAAAAUGCUACUAGCUGUACAAGAGUCUAACUUCUAUGAACAUGUUUCACAUAUUUUGGUGUUACUUGAUACAAAUCUGACAGAAGAAGACAAGACUCGAUGUUUCCUAAAGGAUCUGAUAACCAUUCUUUGUGAAUUGUACAUUCGACUGCCACAUGCCUUUAUGAAAGUAAAGGUACUUGGCUUGGAGGAACAGUUGACAUUGGUAACCCAAAAGCUGCAAAGAAAAUCCAAUAUCGUUGAUGACGAAAUUGUUUCUAAUUUGAGUGAACUCCAAAAACUGAAAUAUUCAGUUCUUCAGAAAUCAGUGACAGUUAAAGAGGAGGACAGAGAAGGUGAACCUCCUGAUGACUUUAGAGCUUUAUCCAUACUGCCAAAUGCCAGUGAUAUCUAUGGUAAAGAGAUCAUAUUCCUGAGAAAGAAUAAAACCAUCGGUGGUUACAAGAAUCUUGACCAUUAUCUAGAUGUCCAGUUUCGACUCCUCAAAGAAGAUUUUGUUGGUCCAUUGAGGGAUGGUAUUGGAGCUGUUGCUGAAAACACCAAGUUGAAACAAGGACAGAGGAUAAAUUACGUCCGAGCAUAUCAUGGUGUACAAAUCGGUAGGAAAGUUUGUUCAACCAGUGGAAUAUUGCACAGACUGCACUUUGAUGUAAGUGGUCUGCAGGAGAUGGUGUGGGAGGAGUCCAAGAGUCUCAUCUAUGGUUCGUUAGUGUGCCUGCUGCCAGAUGGCUUUGACACAUUUAUCCUGGCCACGAUCACUGACAGAGACCCCAAACGUCUCAGAUCAGGCAUCGUAGAUGUAUCGAUUGAAUUUGGUCAGUUUGAAAUAGGAUCUGACAUGAAAUAUACCAUGAUUGAAACAACAGCUUUCUUCGAAGCCUAUCGCCAUGUGCUCAGAGCUUUGCAAGAGAUUCACGAAGGGGAACUUCCUUUUGAAAAGUACAUCAUUCACUGUGAAACCAGUCAGGACUCUCCAAGAUACCUAACAAGAUAUUCCGGAUCAUCAGUUUAUGACUUGCAAUCACUGACAGAAAAAGCUUUGCCUGAACAUAUGGACGACCUUGCUUAUGAAUCUACUGUAGCAGUGAAUAUUUUGGAAGAUGAAGAUUGGCCUACAGCAGCUACUCUCGGUUUGAAUCCGUCACAGUACGAAUCUUUGAGGAACGCCUUGACAAAAGAGUUUUCAAUCAUACAAGGUCCACCAGGAACAGGCAAAACGUUUAUCGGUCUGAAGAUUGCUAAAGCUCUGCUCCAUAAUAGUCAUCAAUGGAAGAAGCCUAUGUUGAUUGUGUGUUACACAAAUCAUGCUUUGGAUCAAUUUCUUGAGGGAAUCAUUAGCUUUCACAGCAAAGGUGUCAUCAGAGUUGGCAGUAGGAUUUCAAAAGAAUGCCUUGAAGGCUACUCACUAAACGUUCUAAGGUGGAGAAAUCGAAGCAAACUCAUGAAGCAUAUCAGAUGGGAACACAGAGAAGCCAUUGAAUGGUUUCAAGAAAUGCUGGAGGACGCACAUGUGACACUGGAGAAUGCAAGAGAGACAAUAUUACAUGAAGACACUCUUUGUCCAUACAUGCAUAUGUCUUAUGACAAGUUGCUGAAAGGGAUGAAGACCAAACUUGCAGAGCUUGAGCUUCAUCUUGGCCAUGAGGUGGAAUUUCCUCGAUGUGUCAGCCAAGAAUGGCUUGGAGUGGGAAAACUUGAAGCCACUGGAUAUUUGCCUCAAGGCGUAUUUUCAGACAUAUGAGUUUGGGGAAGAAAAGAAGAAGACAACAAUGUUACUUUGGGUAUGUCAACACCUCAAAAUACGUCUGCCCAGAAUGAGAAUUUCUAUGGCUUCCAGUUUCCCAAAUGGCAAAGAAAAAGUGUGAAACGACGCAUGCUGGAACAACUUAGGUCAUCUGAUCGAAUGACAGAAGAUGAAGCAGAACAAAUUUGUGAGCCAUGGAGUCUGUCUAUGCAUGACAGAUGGCGGCUGUACAGAUACUGGAUUUUCAAACAUCGCGAACAGCUGGAAAGAAAAAUAAGGCUCUACGAAGAAUUGUACAACGAAGUUUCGACAGACUUAAAGAGAUUACAAGAGACCGAGGACAGGAUAUUAUUGGGAAAUGCUACAGUGAUUGGCAUGACAACGACAGCAGCAGCUCGGCAUCGACAAAUGCUAGCCGAGAUUGGGCCUAGCAUCAUCAUGAUAGAGGAAGCCGCUGAGGUUCUUGAAGGACACAUCAUCAGUACUUUAACCAAGAAGUGCGAACACCUGAUACUCAUCGGGGACCACAAACAACUGAAGCCAAACCCAACCGUUUACAACUUGGCAAAACGGUAC